This is a messenger RNA of Cylicocyclus nassatus, 1992 nucleotides long. NCBI's taxonomy places the organism in Eukaryota, Metazoa, Nematoda, Chromadorea, Rhabditida, Strongylidae. The record is from the annotation of a GenBank genome assembly.
AUGACUGUAACUCUCCUAAAACGUUACAGAAAUCGAGCUGGAUUCGAAAGUGGCAAGGAAAACAUCAUUAAUCACUACUACUCCGACUCUGAUACUUAUCUACUGGUAGAUAGCGUUGCUGUAUUGGCAAAGAUGACAAGAGAGCAAGUUUGGGAGAUGUAUGGGUCCUUUUUAAUCGAGUAUACCAUGGAAAUCGGUUGGGACGAGUUGAUUAGGAGUAUGAGCCCCAAUUUGAAGGGUUUUCUAGACAAUCUCGAUUCGCUUCACUAUUUUAUUGACCAUGUCGUGUACAAAGCAAAUCUUCGUGGUCCAUCUUUUCGUUGUGAAGAAAAUUCUGACGGAACGAUCACCCUGCACUAUUUUACUGGCCGUCCUGGGCUAUAUCCGAUUGUUAAAGGCGUUCUGCGUGAAGUAGCACGACGAGUGUUUGACAUAGAAGUCACUUUAAGCGUUACCGGCAGAACUCAACGUAGCGUUCAGAUGAAUAGUGGUGAACGUAUAGAGGAGCAUGUGAUUUUUCUCAUCAAGAUCGCCGAUCAAAGCCGCGGUGCUAGCACUGAGGCAUUAACCAAUGGAUCACUGAAUGCUACAGAAUAUUUGGAUCAGUCGUUAAAAAUGAAUGCUCUCGAGUUCUGCACAGCAUUACCCUAUCAUGUCAUUAUCGAUGAACAUUGUCGUCUCGUGCAAACUGGGAAGGAAUUGGCUAAUCAUAUCCCGAAAGAGCUCUUGGCAGUGGGGACGCCUAUAAUGCGAAUUUUCGAAGUGAACAGACCUCAAAUCCCCUUCGAUUUUGACAAUAUUUGCAAUUUUAUCAAUGCAGUUUUUGUAUUGCAAGUGAGAACUUCACCUACAGAUAUGCGUAAUCAACGUGAACAAGGUGAUAGCUCAACUGGUACUAGCGCUGCGGCGGCGUUUCAUCAUGGGCAUCAUCUGAAGUUGAAAGGGCAAAUGAUGCUACUUAGCGAUAGCAAAAAAGAAAAACUACGGAUGCUUAUCUACAUCUGUUCACCAUAUGUUACUUCAAUUCCUGAACUUAUGCAAUUUGGAAUGCGACUGACAGCGAUGCCUUUGCACGACGCCACUAGAGACCUCAUACUUCUCAAUCAACAACGUCUCACCGAUGUUGAAGUGAACCUCCAGUUAGAGGCCAACAAUGAGCAACUGGAGAGCAUGGCAAAAGAACUUGAAGCUGAAAAACAGAAAACCGAUUUGAUUCUCAAAGACAUGCUUCCACUACCAAUAGCCAAUCAGCUGAUGAACGGAGAGCACAUUGAAGCUUGCCAGUACGAGCAAGCCACAGUAAUGUUUACGGAUGUGCCAAAUUUCCAGUCUAUACUACCACAUUCGCAACCUAAGGACAUUGUUCAAAUGCUGAACGAACUGUUUCAUCGUUUCGAUCGUUUAGUGGUCAUGCACAAGGUGUACAAAGUGGAAACUGUAGGAGACAGUUACUUGACAGUUGGAGGCAUACCUGAACAACUCUCCGAACAUGCGGAAAUGAUUUGUCAUGUGGCAAUUGGUAUGGUAUGGGAAGCGCGGUCAGUUUUCGAUCCUAUUGGCAAGAAACCCCUCCAAAUCCGCAUCGGAAUCCAUUCAGGACCAUUAGUUGCCGGAGUUGUCGCUGUAAAAAUGCCAAGAUACUGUCUGUUUGGCGAUACUGUCAGCAUGGCAUCCAGACUGGAAAAGUGUAGUUUACCUGGAAAAAUACACUGCAGUGAGAAAACCUAUAAACACGCCACACAAACAGGAAGAUUUGAAUUUACCAGUCGAGGACGAGUUUUCAUUAAGGGAAAGGGCGAUGUGGAGACAUAUUUUCUAGUAAGAAGCACGAAGAAAAGUGUUUGGGAGAUAAUAGACAGGGAAAGAGAUGUAGACAAGAACACUAUCGAUGGAUACGAAGAACUGGAGACGGGAAUGCCUGUAUCCGAACAACAACAAACUGUCAUUUUACCACCUGUGGCAGAAAAGUCGAAAACGUGCAGCAUUUCCUAA